Sphaeramia orbicularis (orbiculate cardinalfish) is the source of this 1440-nucleotide messenger RNA. RefSeq names its product V-type proton ATPase subunit C 1-B-like. Gene Ontology annotation, cellular component: vacuolar proton-transporting V-type ATPase, V1 domain; lysosomal membrane. Gene Ontology annotation, biological process: proton transmembrane transport. The transcript has 13 exons. Gene Ontology annotation, molecular function: proton-transporting ATPase activity, rotational mechanism. Lineage: Eukaryota; Metazoa; Chordata; Actinopteri; Kurtiformes; Apogonidae. Bases 193 to 1326 code for a protein of 377 amino acids. The record is from RefSeq and is a predicted model, not a curated record.
CUCAGUGUGAUCCUGAAGGACAGUGAGCUGCUGUCAGUCAGUCUCAGGUGAGCCUGCUGCUCAGACUUUCCCUACACUGACUCUGGGACUGACAAAGGAUGGUCAUGAAGAUAACCUGACGUGUGUGGAGUGCCAACGCCCAUUCUUUUUUGGGAGGAUUUUUGGUGGAGUGGUCUCUAAACAGUGGGAGUCAUGACAGACCUGUGGCUGAUUUCUGUCCCACUGGAUAAGACCAGUUUAACCAAUGUAGAGAAACUCAAACGCACUAUUGCCAAAACAAACCAAGCCUCCUGCUGCAAGUUCUCCAUUCCAGAUCUCAAGGUGGGAAUACUGGACAGUCUGCUCAGCGUGUCAGAUGAUCUCUCCAAGCUUGAUACGCUGACCGAAAGUGUGAUUAAAAAAACAUGUCAGUGUAUGAAGGAGGUGAUGGAGCAAUCCAAUGACAAAGUGCUGGAGAACGCUUUAGCCAAUGGAGUGGACCUGCUGAGCUAUGUGACAAAGUUUCAGUGGGAUAUGGGCAAGUAUCCCACAGCUCUGCCUCUUUCCAGCCUGGCAGAGCUUAUCAACAAGGAAGUUUCUCAGGUGGAGACAGAACUAAAAUCUCGAUCUGCAGCGUACAACAACGUGAAAAGCAGCCUUCAAAACCUUGAGCGAAAACAUCAGGGGACGUUGCACACUCGCAGUCUGAAUGAAAUAGUGAGGAAAGAGGACCUGGUAGUCUCUGAGUACCUCACUACUCUACUAGUGGUUGUGAACAGGGGGAGUUACAUACAGUGGGAGAGGACCUAUGAAUCUCUGUCAGAAUUUGUGGUUCCACGGUCCAGCAGGAAGCUCUAUGAGGAAAAAGAAGCAGGCGUCUUCUCAGUUACACUUUUCAAAAGAGCUGUGCAUCAAUUCAAAGCCAAAGCUGAGCAGAGCAAGUUCACUGUGCGUGAGUACUGCUUUGAUCUGGAGGAGCAAAAGCUGCAGGAGAUGAAGCAGCUCAGUGUUCACAAGAAGGACCAAUAUGGGAAGUUUGUGCAUUGGCUGAAGCGGAAUUUCAGUGAGGUAUUUGUUGCCUGGAUUCACUUGAAAGCACUGAGGGUGUUUGUGGAAUCAGUCCUCAGGUAUGGAUUACCAGUGAGGUUUCAGGCUCUUCUGCUGCAGACUGACAAGAAGCGCUCCAAGAAACUGAGAGAAGAACUUGCCUCGCUUUUCAUGCACCUGGAUCCCAGUUUUGCUGUCAGCAAAACAGAUAUGACCUGUGACAUCCCAGGACUCAGUCAACAGGAGUACUUCUCCUACAUCUCCUUUCAUAUCAACACCAACAUGCUGGAGAUCAGCUAGCAAUCAGCCGUUUAGAGGAGCAUCGAAGACAUGUGCUGAUCAGACAGUGGCUUAUUCUCAGCUCUAAACUUAUACUUAUGAAUUAUGUCCUUCAGUAUCUCAGUUUUCAACAUU